AUGGAGUGUACGACUACCGUGGGACGAGGGCCGAACACUAACAACCCACGGCGAACUUGGACAUUUGAAGAAGAACGUGCAUUAAUCCAAGGAUUGAAAGAUCUCCUUGCACGUGGAAUGAAAGCUGACAACGGGUUCCGUUCGGGCUACACAUUGUUUUUAGAACAAUAUAUGCAACAACAAUUCCCGGGAACUACCAUUAGAGCCGAGCCUCACAACUCGUCCAAGAUUACGGUAUGGAAAAAAAACUAUGGUUUACUUGCACCACUACUUCAGAGCGGUUCCGGAGUUGGGUGGUCUGAAACUGGCCACCUACUUGAUGUAGAAGAUGCAGUGUGGAACGAUUAUGUUAAGGUGUAUUCCAAAGCUAAAGGAUUGCGAAACAAGCCAUGGCCCUUUUACAGUGAUUGGCUGGACAUAUUUGGAAAGUACCGCGCAACAGGGAAAGGUGCUGAAGGUUUCGCUGAUGUGGUGCAAGAGGGUGUUGAGAGUAGUGCAUCCGGGAAGGGAAAACGGGUAGGCAAACGUAAACGUGUUAAAGAUGUGGAGGUUGAAGUGGUCGGCCUACUCUCUACGUUAUGCGAGAAAGCCGAUCAACGUUGGGGUCAAAUGGUGGAACGUAUUGGGGUCCAACACGACGCGAAGGAGCAACGGAAGGUUUUGUACGAGGCGUUGAAAAAAUUCCCAUGUUGA
Molecule: messenger RNA, 693 nt
Organism: Striga hermonthica
Lineage: Eukaryota; Viridiplantae; Streptophyta; Magnoliopsida; Lamiales; Orobanchaceae
Source: the annotation of a GenBank genome assembly